AUGAGUCAAGUUCAAAGAGAGCACAAGUAUGUUCAUGCGCAUAGGAUGCAUUCCGUUGAAAGGCGUGAGCAUGUGCGUCAUGGCUCAAGAAAUUUAGAUUACGGAGAAGAAAAAACUAAAAAUAAAUCUUAUGACAGUAUUCAUCAAAGCAGACAUCGUAAAAAUUCGCCGGAUGAUUCAGAAAAUCAAGGUGGAGAUUCAGAAAUUCAAAAAUGGAGAACUACAUUCGAUUUAUUAAUUCAAUUAAUUGGAAAAACAACAGAAAAUCCACCAGUUUUACCGAAUUCUGAUGAACAAAGGAGGGCUUUACUUGUUGAUAUGACAGGUGAAAUUUGCCGCAAAGCAAUUAAUCCUACUGAAUCAACUGAAUAUAAAGUUCUUCUUGAGAAAUACGAACAUCAAAAACGUAAAUCUGAAAGACUUCGUAAAAGGACAGAAAAAAUGCUCACAGAAGUUGAAGAUAAUCGUAAUCGACUCGAAGAGCACAUGAGGAAAGUACAAAAAGGUGAAAAAACCGAAACAGAUAGAAUCCUUAAGAGUAUUGAUCAGCUAAUGGCUGAGCAAGCUAAAAAUCAUCGUCAAUUUUUGAAAUCAAGCGCUACGUUAAGCUCGCCUAAGAGCAAACCACGAAGGAGUUAUGAUAGCGAUUCGAGAUCUUCUAAGUAUUCAUCUGAAGUUACAUCAGAAUCAGACGAAUAA
This is a messenger RNA of Trichomonas vaginalis G3, 699 nucleotides long. RefSeq lists its product as uncharacterized. The record is from RefSeq and is a predicted model, not a curated record. Bases 1 to 699 code for a protein of 232 amino acids. NCBI's taxonomy places the organism in Eukaryota, Parabasalia, Trichomonadida, Trichomonadidae. The transcript has a single exon.